AUGAAAAUCAUCAUUGCUCUUUCCCUCUUGGCGGUUGCCUUCGCCGCCCCUCAAGCCCCCUCGGAGCCGAUCCCAAUUCUUCGUCAAAACAGUGAAAGCAACCCUGAUGGUUCCUUCCAGUAUUCCUUCGAAACCGGAAACGGUAUAGCUGCUGAAGCCAGCGGAGGCCUGAAGGAUGUCGGCGCUGAAGAACCAGCUCUGCAAAUCCAGGGACAAUUCCAAUAUCCCAGCGAAGAUGGAAGCAGCAUCCAACUGUCUUACAUUGCAAACGAGAAUGGAUACCAACCCCAGGGAUCAAUCCUCCCCACCCCACCUCCAAUCCCUGCUGACAUCCAACGUGCGCUGGACUACCUUGCAACCGCCCCCCCUCAACCUCAACAAUAA
This is a messenger RNA of Danaus chrysippus (African queen), 384 nucleotides long. The record is from the annotation of a GenBank genome assembly. NCBI's taxonomy places the organism in Eukaryota, Metazoa, Arthropoda, Insecta, Lepidoptera, Nymphalidae.